AUGUCCGGCCAUCAAUACGUACCGAACCCAGCGAACCUGUUUACGGACGAGGACGAAAUUGACGAUGAGCUAUUCCUGAGGAACGCCCGUCGAAACGACGGCUAUCUGCCCGCAGACGAUAAGUAUGGCAUGUCGAAGGUGACGGGGGCCGCAUACACACGCCCGGAUGUGCUAGGCCCCACGGCAGUAUAUGAUGGGAGUGGGCUAGGGGGAUAUGCGGGAAGCAGCGGUAGUGCGGGGGGCAGUGUCGUUAGCGUAGGUCCCGGCGGGUACGUGAUGGAUAUGCCGGCGGCCGCGUACGGUGGUUACGGUGCAGGUGUUGUUCCUACCAAGCCGCUCGUGUACGGCAGUGCGGCGAAUAUGUAUUCGAGUCUCGGUCCGGACGCGGCCGAUGUCGCGGUGGACGAUGAAAUCGCUCGGCAGCGACAAACGUUCGAGCAGCGGCGCCGGGAGCUGGAGGAAAGCACGCUGCUCACGUCGCAACGGUGCCUUGGGGUGUUACGCGAAACGGAGCAGGUCGGUAUUGCGACGGCGGAGGAGUUGCAUCGCCAGAGGGAGCAGCUGGAAAAGACCAAGAAGCAGCUGGACGAGAUUAACAACUCGCUCCGGUUCAGCCAGAAGCAUCUGAACAGUCUGAAGAGCGUGUUCGGCGGGUUGAAGAACUAUCUGUCCGGCAGGAUGGUGGCGGGCGGUGGUGGCAGUGGCUCCAUUGGACCCGGAGGGAGCGUUCAUGGCGGUGAGCACGGUGUGGUGACCACGGCCGGUGGUAUACCGCGGCAGAACAUAUCAUCUCCGACGCCGACCGAGGAGGACGAUCUCUACCCGAACCCGCAGGAUUUCCGCAUUGCGGACCCGUACUGGACAGCGGACCAAUCGCCGGUACCACCGCCCCAGGGGGUGGCCGGCGACUACCAUCAUCACCAUCAUCCCCAUCAUCCCCAUCAUCCGCAGCAGCAGCAGCAGCAACAGCAACACCACCAUCAACAGCAGCAGCUGGCCAAUGGUGGUGGCAAUGCCGGCGGUGGCUUUAGCCACCAGCUGGACCAAAACCUGGACGAAAUGCGGGGCAAUCUGUCGCGGUUGAAGAACUUGGCCUUGGACUUGAAUCAGGAAAUCGACAGCCAGAACGAUCUGAUCGAUGACAUCUCGGACCGGGUCGAGGAUGUGGACGUGAAGAUCGGCAAGCAGAACAAAGACAUGAACCGGCUGAUGCGGAAGUAA
This is a messenger RNA of Anopheles marshallii, 1221 nucleotides long. RefSeq names its product synaptosomal-associated protein 29 (gene Snap29). Gene Ontology annotation, molecular function: SNAP receptor activity; syntaxin binding. Bases 1 to 1221 code for a protein of 406 amino acids. Lineage: Eukaryota; Metazoa; Arthropoda; Insecta; Diptera; Culicidae. Gene Ontology annotation, cellular component: plasma membrane; SNARE complex. The transcript is spliced from 2 exons. The record is from RefSeq and is a predicted model, not a curated record. Gene Ontology annotation, biological process: synaptic vesicle fusion to presynaptic active zone membrane; exocytosis; synaptic vesicle priming.